This is a messenger RNA of Pelobates fuscus (common spadefoot toad), 3126 nucleotides long. It is a transcript of the gene DNASE1L3, whose product is annotated as deoxyribonuclease 1 like 3. The transcript is spliced from 8 exons. Gene Ontology annotation, cellular component: nucleus. The record is from RefSeq and is a predicted model, not a curated record. NCBI's taxonomy places the organism in Eukaryota, Metazoa, Chordata, Amphibia, Anura, Pelobatidae. Gene Ontology annotation, biological process: DNA catabolic process. Bases 93 to 1001 code for a protein of 302 amino acids. Gene Ontology annotation, molecular function: deoxyribonuclease I activity; DNA binding.
GUUGUGCAGAGGGAUAUAGAUUGAAGAUCCUCAUUUUGUUAGAGGGACACUCAGCAGCACACAUCUCCUCUGUUGCUUAAGACCCAGGAAUCAUGAUAUUUGUAUUUUUGCUCUUUAGUCUUUAUUUCAUUGAGACUGAAUCUCUCACCAUCUGCUCUUUUAAUGUCAGAUCCUUUGGAGAAGCAAAAUGUGCCAAACCUGAGGUGAUGGCUCUCAUUGUGAAGAUUGUAUCUCGUUGUGACUUAAUGCUUCUAAUGGAAAUCAAAGACAACAAGGAUAAAGCAAUCCAUUCCUUGAUGGAUUUACUCAACAGCCAAACAGAGAUGAAGGACGAAUACAGCUUAAUAAUAAGUAAAAGGCUUGGUCGUAACACAUACAAGGAGCAGUAUGCGUUUAUUUAUAGGAAUCAGCUAGUCUCGGUGAAGGAAACCUAUCAGUACCAUGACAUGCAGGCUGGAGAUCCUGAUGCAUUUUCCAGAGAACCCUUUAUUGUUUGGUUCAACGCCCCUACAACUGAAGUGAAAGAGUUUGUCAUCAUCCCUCAGCACACAACUCCUGAAGCCGCCGUUCGAGAGAUCGAUGAACUAUACGAUGUUCACCUUGAUGUAAAAGAGAAAUGGAAAUCAAAGAAUUUUAUUUUCAUGGGUGAUUUCAAUGCAGGAUGUUCCUAUGUUCCCAAAAAACACUGGAAGAACAUACGGCUGAGGUCUAAUCCAGAGUUUAUCUGGCUAAUUGGGGACAAAGAUGAUACAACAAUUAAGAGCACCACCAACUGUGCAUAUGACAGGAUCGUGGUUCAUGGGGAUAAGAUGAUGAAAUCUAUAGUCCCUGACUCAGCCAGUGUGUUUGAUUUCAUAAAAGAAUUUGGACUGACGGAAACUCAGGCUCUGGAAGUCAGCGAUCACUUCCCAGUGCAGGUGCAAAUCAAAAAAGCCAAAAGUUUUGUGGAUAAAACCAAAUCUUUCUUCAAAAAGAUAAAAGACAAAAUUUCAGGAAAGUGAUCAUUUCAACAACAGUUACCUGUUUGGCACUAUAUUCUGUACUAUGUAGUCAUCCUGUAAUAAUAAACAUGAUAUAUAAUGCAAAUGACCCAAAAAAUUGUGACAAAGGCACAUUAUUAUUAUUUUUAAACAAAUAGUAAAAAAUAAACAUUUUGACGCAAUGGAAAGACAUAAAAUAACGUAAAGCAACUAGUAAAUAUUACAUAUAAAAAAAAAUUAAUGUGGCCAAGGGAAAAACUUUAAGGGACAGUAUGGUCACUAAAAUAACUUUAGCUUAAUGAAGCAGUUUUGGUGUAUAGAAUUUGCCCCUGCAGUGUUACUGCUCAAUUCUCUGCCAUUUAAGAGGUAAAUAACCUUGUUUAUACAGCUCUUGUCACAGCUCCCUGCCUGACUUACACAGCCUUCCUAAACAUUUUCUUUAAAGAGAGCUCUAAUGUUUAAACUUCCUUUAUAGCACAGUGUGUUUAAUCUAGAAUGUUGUAUCUGUUAACAGCCUUCUAGAUCUUGCAGGAGCCCUGUGUUAAUUAAAGUUUAAUUUACAGAACAGGAGUGUGAUUGAAAAUCCAUUUUAAUAAAACCUUCAUGCAGACUGUGUCAGUCACAGCCAGGGGAGGUGUAGAUAAAGCUGCAUGGACAGAAGCAAACGUGAUGUAGCUGCAAGAGCAUGGGCAGUACACCAAAACUACUUCAACUGCAGUUGUUAUUGUGACUAUAGUGUCCCUUUAAUGUAGGUGUGAUUGUGUAAGACACUGACCCACAGGAAAAUAGAGCUCUCGAUUGGUACAAUUCUGCACCAAAUACUCACAUGUUAAAGUUGAGAGUCUGACAGUUUAUUAUAGAUGUUCUAUUUGUUUUUCUGUGGCUGUCAGAUAAUCCUAUAGAUAAAGCUAUCUUCAGAGCUUAAAGGACCACUAUAGGCACACAGACCACUUCAGCUUAAUGAGGUGGCCUGGGUGCCAGGUUCAUCUAGAAUCAACCCUUUCUUCUAUAAACAUAGCAGUUUCAGAGAAACUGCUAUGUUUACAAAUGGGUUAAUCCAGCCUCUAGUGGCUGUCUCAUUGACAGCCGCUAGAGGCGCUUCUGUGCUUCUCACUGUGAUUUUCCCUAUAGUCCCAGGAAAACGAGUAUAUUUUCCUAGCACUAUAGUGGUCCUUUAAACGCAUUUCAGUGUACCACCACUUGCUUACAUUAGCCUAAUUUGUUUUGUCAUAUUACAUGAAUGUUCUGCUUGCUCGUUGUGCGGCUCUGUGAUAUAUUAACUGAUUCCUUUAUAAAUAAAAUGAUACUUGCAGGCAAACAGAUGGAAGAUGGGUCUCUGGCUGCAUUAAUUAUUAUGGACUGCAGAGUUGACAGCUGGGUAACGGAACAUCCUUUCAGGAGAAGGGUGCAAUAACUCAGGAGUGAAAUAGUUACUGCUUAAAUAAAGCUGUAAACUGAGGGAUCUGGAGAAAUACUAGAGGAUCAGCAUAAACGGUGACAGCAGAAUCAAUUAGGAAAAUCUAAAACUGCAAUAACUAUUAUAGGAUCACUAUAGUUUUAGGAAUACGUACUUGUAUCCCUAACCCUAUAGUGCCCCACUCCCUAGUUCUAUAUAGGUCAGUGCCAUAGUUUCCCAUAAAAAUGUGUACAAUCAAAGUUUUACUCAUCUCUCUAUCUCCCAUGGUGCCAUUGAGGAGGCAUGGCCUCCUCCCUGAUAGUCCAAUCCAAUGCUCAUAGAAAAGCAUUGUGGUCCAGAUGCCAUGAGUGGCGAGCUCAGUGCACACAUACAAGCUUCCCCUUGGGAAAGCAUUGUAUUCAGUGCUUUCUGAUGAGCUUCCGUGUCACAUGAGUUAUAGACACAAUGAGGUCACUGAUAUUAUUGGAGCACUGUCAGGACUCGGAUAAGGGAGGACCAUCCAGACUUAGGUUGCCAAAGGCCCUGAUGAACCAGCAUUCCAUCCUGCCUUAUAUUUACUACCUGACUAGGUCUAACAUACCUGAAAAACACAUAUUUCAUCAGCGAUACUCUUUCGAUUUACUCUUUCCAGUUUAAGGUCAAAAAUAAUAAAAUAAGUAUUCAUAAUCAUGCCCAUAAUCAUAAUAAAAUGUCUAAUUAUUUUAUUAUUAAAUUUGUUUAUGAACUUUU